Molecule: messenger RNA, 953 nt
Organism: Eutrema salsugineum
Lineage: Eukaryota; Viridiplantae; Streptophyta; Magnoliopsida; Brassicales; Brassicaceae
Exons: 5
Coding region: 88-738 (216 amino acids)
Source: RefSeq, a predicted model, not a curated record
AGGUCUCCCGCAAUAAACCCUCGACGACGUUCUUCUGCCGGAGAGUUUCGCAGUGACGGAGAGAGUUCUUACGGCGACUGAGUAGCAAUGGCUGAUCGGGAGAGAAGUGGCGGAGAUAGCAGCAGCGAAGAGGAAGAUCCCAAGUGGAAAGCCGCAAUCAAUUCGAUAGCCACUACCACCGUUUACGGCGCCUCCGCCACGAAACCCGCAGCUACUCAGUCACAUGAAGAUGGAGAUUUUCGACAAAAACCUAAAAAGCUAACACAUGCCCAGAUCAAGGUGAAGAAGCUUUUGAAUGAAAUGGUGGAGAAUUCUUUAGACUUUGUGAAAGACCCUAUCAAUGUUCCCGAGGAUAAACCCGAAAGUGACUGUGGAGUACGAUUGUUUAAGCGGUGUUCUACUGGCAUAAUCUUUGAUCAUGUAGAUGAGCUUCAAGGACCCAAAAAGAAGCCUAAUUUACGCCCUGAUAGAGCAGCUCAAGGAAACUCUAAAGAGUUUAAGAAACGAAUAAAAUCAAUCGCUGUUGAUGGGUCUGAUGUUUUAUCUGCUGCUAUCGAAGCGGCUGCAAAAGCCUCAGCUAGAUUAGUGGCUAAAGAAGCGGCUGCAAAGGCUAAAGCUAAGAAAGAGGAAGAAAGAGUCGCCGAAUUGAAGAAAGUCAGAGGAGAAAAAUGGCUACCUUCGGUUGCACGGGAAUUGCAGCUAAACAAGAAACCAACAUGGAGAUCUGCAAAAUCGUAAAGAUUCAUCUAUCUACUGAAGCUAUAUCAAUUUUGGAGGUAAACGAUGGAAAUCUCAUUACUUGAAGGAACAUAGAAUCACUCUUGGCUACAAAAAAAUAUUACGAAAGAAGAUAAUGUAAGAGAGAGGGAUCAUUUGUUGUUGAUGUAGUGAGAGUGAAGUUCUUCAGAGAUGUUAUCACCUUCGUUGUCUUUGAUCCAAAUGAAAUCUUCUAA